AAAGUCGGGCGGGCGGGUGGGUGCAGAGCAGAGACAGCGUGGUCCUUCCUCUGACUGACUGACUGACUGACUGACACCCGCCGGGGAAAAAAAGUUACUCUGAGUUCGCGGACACACUGCCAACAUGUCUGGAGAUGAAGAGACACAGGAGCAGACCGUCGCCGACGACUUGGUGGUCACCAAGUACAAGAUGGGCGCCGAGAUUGCGAAUCAGGCUCUGAAGACGGUGGUUGGAGCAGCUACAGCUGGAGUUUCUGUGCUCAGCCUCUGUGAAAAGGGAGAUGCCUUCAUCAUGGCAGAAACUGGGAAAAUCUUCAAGAAGGAAAAAGAGAUGAAGAAAGGUAUCGCUUUUCCUACUUGUGUGUCAGUUAACAACUGCGUAUGCCAUCACUCCCCCCUGAAGAGUGACCCUGAUGUCAUACUAAAGGAUGGGGACCUUGUCAAAAUUGACCUGGGUGUGCACGUUGAUGGCUUCAUCUCGAAUGUAGCUCACAGCUUUGUUGUUGGAGUGACAAAGGACAACCCGCUGACAGGGCGGAAGGCUGAUGUUAUGAAAGCAGCUCACCUCUGUGCUGAGGCUGCUCUGCGUCUUGUCAAGCCAGGAAACCAGAAUACACAGGUCACAGAAGCCUGGAACAAGAUUGCAAAGUCAUUCAAGUGCUCCCCUAUUGAGGGCAUGCUGUCCCAUCAGCUCAAACAACACGUGAUUGACGGGGAGAAAACUAUCAUCCAAAACCCAACGGACCAGCAAAAGAAGGACCAUGAGAAGGCUGAGUUUGAGGUGCAUGAGGUAUAUGCAGUGGAUGUGCUUAUCAGCACUGGAGAGGGGAAGGCAAAGGAUGGAGGUCAGAGGACCACCGUUUACAAACGAGACCCCAACAAGGUGUACGGCUUGAAGAUGAAGACAUCUCGGACGUUCUUCAGUGAGAUGGAGAGACGCUUCGAUACAAUGCCUUUCACUCUGAGAGCGUUUGAGGAUGAAGGCAAGGCCAGGUUGGGUGUGGUGGAGUGUGCCAAACAUGAGCUGCUGCAGCCAUUCAGUGUGCUGCAUGAGAAAGAGGGUGAAUUUGUAGCCCAGUUCAAGUUCACCGUGCUGCUCAUGGCCAACGGACCUCUGCGAAUCACAAACAGCCUCUUCGAGCCAGAACUCUACAAGUCUGAGCACGAGGUGGAAGACGCCGAGCUGAAGGCUUUGCUUCAAAGCUCAGCCAGCCGUAAGACGCAGAAGAAAAAGAAAAAGAAGGCCUCAAAGACUGUUGAGAGCGCAACAGGACAGGCGAUGGAGACCGAAGCUGCAGAAUAGAUUCUAUAUCCAAGAAAGACAUCUGAUGACCCAAAGAACAGACGUCAUGAAUCCUUCUGUCCCAGCUGUCUGAGGCACUAGUGGCAUAGCCGCUGUGAAUACCUCCGAAUCUAACUGAUGUCAGUCUGGGAUGAUGCUGCUCCUAAAUUCUGUCACUCCACCUAAAACACACACACACAUGUCCCUAAAAAAAAUCUCACUGUCCUUGAGACAGCCUUAUACCCUAACAGUGGACACAAUUCUACAACAGAGGAUUUUUUUUUUUUUUUUUUUUUUUUUUUUUGCAAAGACAUAUUCUCACUGGAACAUUUAACCAUUUGACUGACCUUGAGCCUUCGUCCCUUUAUUCCACAGUAACUGUAGUGAAAGUUAUGGUCAAAUAAAAUGGGUUUGACAGAGCAGCCAAGGAUAAUGAAUGCACAGUACUGUGUCAGUGUAAUUGUGUGGCAUAUAGAUAAUUUCCUUGACCUGAAGCCAUGGCUUUGAAAUGAAUGUUAACUUGUCGUAGGCAGAAAUGUGCAACAUCUUAGUCACACAAGUUAUAGGCAUGACAUCAUUAGUCAUUACUUUUGAAUUCAGCAUAAUUACUGCAUUUAUACUGCUCCUGCUUAGGUCUGUCUACUAGUGCAUUGUGUCUACUUCUAGGCAUCUAGGUAACUCAGCUAACAAUUUCUAAAACUGACAUGUAAGACCUACCAGUUGUGUAAUUUAACAGGUAAAAAAAAAUGAAUUUCUUUUCUCAGUUGUGGAUGGUUUAACUCCUGCCAAGGGUUCAGCGUUCAGUCUUCUGGUGCCACCACUGAGUCUGACAGUCUGUGUUUACAUAAGAAUUCCAUACCUGUUAAAUAUAUGGAUGCUUUUGUAAAACAAAUCCCAGUUUCAGAGACUAUUUUUGGAAACAUUAAAAAACCACCUGACAUCAUUUGUUUGCACGUGUUUUUGGACUUUGUGUGUAUUCAGCUGAUUGUCCUGAUGGGUGUUUGUGUGUUUUUCAUGAUUUUGAAAAGAAUAAUGAAUCCCUGUUUCCCUAGUUAUUUUACUCUCUUUGCAUUUUGUUUGUCCAAAGCCAAACAAGUGACUUGUGUGAGAACACUGAGUUUUCUUUGGGGAAUGUAGGUGAUGAACAAUAAACUCCAAAGAAAUGCAAAGUUACAUUCAAUGAGAUAAAUCUUAUUUUUAGCACCUUUGACAAAGUAAAUGUCAUGGGCUGUAGUAAGGCGCAUUUCUUGUUGACCUAAAAGUAGUUGAAUUUAAGCAUAUUGUAUCUAAGAAUAUACAACUUCUACUCAAAAUAUACAUAAAAGAAAUAAAAAAACAUGACCUCAGUGUCCAUAAUGGUAGCCAAGCUCCUGAGUACAGAGAGAAUAUGAAUCAAGCAAUAUAAUUAGUUAUUAACUUUUUGAAUAUAUAUAAAACAUAAUGAAACAUAGGACCACUUCCUACAGUAAAUCAAUGAAAAAUAAGUAACGGAACAAACAGAAGAAAACAAAAUAAGUCUGGGCAAACAAUUGGCUACAAGUACAGGAAGAAAAAACAGUAAACUAUGGAGACAAAUGAAUAAAAAAAAUAAGGGGGUACCAUGUAUCAAUGGGAUAUUACAUCCUCUGCCUGGUAGCACAUUUUCCUAAAAAAAAAAAAAAAAAAAAGAUUCCCUCCUUUAUGUACAUCAGAAAAUUGACCAAGCUUAAUAAAACUUUCCCUAUGUUAUUAUUAGUCCUUGCGAUUAGACAUUCAAUAGAGUCUGUCUUCAAUUUUAACCUUUCAGCAAAACCUGGCUUUGUCUGGCUCUUCCAAUUAAUCAGGCAAUAUAGUUAUUCAAAAUCACGUAUAUAAUUUACUGUAUAUGGUGAAAUUAUUUAAUAUAGUCAAAAACAUCUGGUGCACACGUGUGAUGAAUAACUGGAUUAAUGAACCUUUAAAAGCACGUAAAAAGUUGCAACACUGGUUUAAUAUACGAGCUUUUUCUGUAAACGCUUUAGUAGACUCAAUUUCCCAUGUUGCACUACGAUUCAAGGGAUAUAAAUACGAAGUCGCAGGAAUGUGACGUCCUUCAGGGAGACGAUUCUGCAGCGGCUGACUGCCCUCGUCGACAUGAGAGCUAAGUGGAGAAAGAAGCGCAUGCGCAGGCUGAAGCGUAAAAGGAGAAAGAUGAGGCAGAGGUCCAAGUAAACGGUCCCCUCCGCCAUGGCUGUGACAUCACAUGCUGCCCACAAACAGGCUGGUGAACACAGCUGGAGACCCAGGUCCCCUCCGCAUGUCAAGGCUUGAGGCCAGUGGCGUCCAUAUCGACCAGAGGCCGGGGAGCAUCAGCAGCUGAUUGAUGCUGGAGAGCUGAUUCAAGUCCUGCUGGAUGACGGGCUGUUCCUCUGGGACAUUUGGGACUCUCUGUUUUUAAUUCCUCAACUUUUGUCAUUUGUUUUUGUUUAUACUGUGAUUAAAGGUUUUGGUUUAUAAAAAUUA
Messenger RNA from Thunnus maccoyii (southern bluefin tuna), 3763 nucleotides. It is a transcript of the gene pa2g4b, whose product is annotated as proliferation-associated 2G4, b. The coding region runs from base 125 to 1303 and encodes 392 amino acids. The transcript is spliced from 16 exons. The record is from RefSeq and is a predicted model, not a curated record. NCBI's taxonomy places the organism in Eukaryota, Metazoa, Chordata, Actinopteri, Scombriformes, Scombridae.